Molecule: messenger RNA, 2058 nt
Organism: Culicoides brevitarsis
Lineage: Eukaryota; Metazoa; Arthropoda; Insecta; Diptera; Ceratopogonidae
Gene: sub
Product: kinesin-like protein subito
Exons: 4
Coding region: 124-2013 (629 amino acids)
Biological process (GO): microtubule-based movement
Cellular component (GO): nucleus; microtubule; kinesin complex
Molecular function (GO): ATP hydrolysis activity; ATP binding; microtubule binding
Source: RefSeq, a predicted model, not a curated record
AUUUUAAUGCGAUUUUUGUAACGAUUUUUGCGCAAACACGAGAAAUUCCCAUAAAAUUUGCAAAAAGUUGCCAUUUUUACGUUUUUUCUCGACAAUUUUAGACGAAAACCCAACAGAAACUUUAUGGAACCACCGACCGGCGAUAGUUUUAUGAAAAACGAACACAAACGUAAAGUUCCGUCGUACAUUCAGCCACGAGAUCCCUCCAUUGAUCGUCGUUAUCGUCCCUGUCCCAAGCGUCAAGUCAAUCUGGAGCGCGUAAUACAAGAAGAAGAGCUCAACGGGCUCGAUAUCGAUCUCACUGAAGACGAAGAAGAUGAAAAAUGCAGCUCGGAGGAGAACAAAGUUGCGGUUUAUUUGCGACUUCGCCCGCAUCCGCAAACAGAUCGUGCGAAAUAUCACGUGCGGGAAAAUGAUUUUGUCGUUGUGGGCGAAGAAGGGGGCACCGCAAAGCGAGAAUUGACGGAGAAGCACUAUUCGUUCAGUAAAAUAUUCGGAAAUGCAGUGAGUCAGAGUGAAAUUUACGAAAAUUGUAUUCGGGCGCACUUGAAUGAUGUCACAACGGAUGUUGGAGCUACUUUUUUGACUUACGGCACUUCGGGUUCAGGCAAAACCUUCACCCUCUUAGGAUCCGACAACGAUCCCGGCAUUGUCGCACGUAGCAUCGAGCAAAUUUUCACGCAAUACGGUCGCUACAUCUCCGAUUUUCCCAUGAUCAAAGUCGAUCGUCGUAUCGACCAAGUUUCCAUGCUAACGGAUGACGCUGCGCAAAACGAAGUUGCCAUCACGGAAUUCAUCAAGGGUCAAGUCGACAACGUUUCGCCCCGAAAUUACCAGAAUCUCUACGAAAUUAUACAAAAAGCGCAUCUUUUCGAGGAAACGCAAGAUCCGAGCAUCGCCUCCAUCAACGUUUGGGUCUCGUACGUCGAAAUUUACAACGAAAAAGUGCGCGAUUUACUGGAUGUCGACGAAACACAGGCGAAUCUCCAAAUUAUCUCGAAUGACGGCGAAUCCUUCAUCAAGAACGUGCAAUGGGUAUUCGCGCCAAAUGCCGAAACGUGUCACGCCAUCAUGGAAUUCGGAUCGCUUCGUGCGAGUUACGGACAAACGGCGAUUAACGAUUGCUCGAGUCGAUCUCACAGCGUUUUUUACAUCAAUGUCGUGACGAUUACGAAGCAAAAUGAAGUUUCGUACGCGAAUUAUAAAUUUUGCGAUUUAGCGGGCAGCGAACGAGUGAAAAAAGCUGAGACGCAAGGAGGGCGCUUGAAAGAAACGCAAAAAAUUAACACGUCUCUGAUGACUCUCGGAAGAUGCCUGAGUGCCGUGCAUGCGAACCAAAAAGCAAAACGCAUCGUCGAAGUUGUGCCAGUUCGCGAUUCAAAGCUCACACUGUUGAUUCAAGCAGCACUUACGGCACGCGAACGCUUAACAAUGAUCGUCAAUUUGCUCCCGAUCACGGAAUAUUACGACGAAAAUAUGAACGUUCUCGCAUUUUCCUCCAUCGCCAAGCAGAUUCACGUCCGGAAACCCGAAACGCGCAUGGCUAAGAGACAAUCGAUGCGUUUCUCGUAUUCGAUAAAUGCAUUUACGAGUCCCACACGGCACAAAGUUGACCAUGUCGAGUGCGAAUUGGAACGAGAACGUUUAAACGACGAAAUUGCACAUCUCCAAGAGGAAUUAAACCUCGCCAAUGCUCGUCUCUUCACGCAAGAAAUGGAUAUUCGCAACUCGAUCGUUCAAAAUUAUGAAGAACUGUUGAAAAAACGUGACAUCGAGAACAAACGGAAAAUCGAAAGUGCAAAGGAAGCAGUUUCUCGCCCGUUUGAGGCUCGAGUGAAUAUGUUGAAGCGCAAAAUAGUCAAUUAUGAGGAAGAUAUCGAAGAAUUGACCGACAAAUACGAAGAUCUGGAAGAAAAAUAUCAAAAAUUAAAGAAAUGGGCUUUAAAAAACGGGCUUGAAAAUGGGGAGGCAAAAGCUAUUUGUAAAGAAGAAGAAGUCGAAGAAAUUUUGUAAAAAUUCUUUAAUAAACUUGUAGAUUUUGUUAAGUUUUGUAAUGUA